UCCCUCCUCCUCCUCCUCCUCGUCGUCGUAACGCUCGUCGCGCAGGCGUUCUUCACGGACGAGAAGCGCGCGGGGAAGAUCGAACAGACCGCCAUGCUCGGCGGCAACGUCGCGCUCGCGUCGCUCCUCGCCGCGAGAUGGGCCGAAUCCGGCCACUUCCCGCUCUCGAACAUGUACGAGUCCCUGCUCUUCCUCGCGUGGGGCAUCACCGGCGUGCACCUAAUCUUAACGGAGAGGGACGGGUUCUCCAAGAGCGCGGUCCCCGGCGCGCUCGCGGCCCCCACGGCGUUGUCCACCGUCGCGGCGGCGACGCUCGCGCUCCCCGCCGAGCUACAAAAGGCGUCCGCGUUGGUGCCCGCGUUGAAGAGUAACUGGCUCAUGAUGCACGUCAGCGUGAUGAUGCUGUCGUACGCGACGUUGCUCGUGGGGUCGCUGUCGUGCGUUUCGUUUCUGAUCGUGGACAAGACGCAGGGGUGGGGCGCCGCGGAUAAGGCGUUGGGGUUCUUGGACGGACUCGUCGACGGCGGCGAGGGCGAGGGCGAAUCGGAAUCCAAUUCGGACGCCGCGGGCGACGCCGCGGUCCUCGCCGCGGACGCGGUCAAGGUGAACCCGAACCGCGUCCGCCCCAUCGUCGGCGACGCGGGGGCGCUCGCCGCGGAGGAGAUGGAUAGCCUCGCGUACCGGUGCCUCGGCGCCGGCUUCGCGUUACUCACCGCGGGUUUAAUCUCCGGCGCGGUGUGGGCGAACGAGGCGUGGGGGUCGUACUGGUCGUGGGACCCGAAGGAGACGUGGGCGCUCAUCACGUGGCUGACGUACGCGACGUAUCUGCACUCGAGGUUAGUCGCGGGGAAGAGUAAGAAGGAGAGCGCGGCGAUCGGCGCCGCCGGGUUCGUCGUCGUGUGGGUGUGCUACGUCGGCGUGAACUUGUGGGGGGUGGGGUUGCACUCGUACGGGUGGUUCGCGAAUAAGUGA
This is a messenger RNA of Micromonas pusilla CCMP1545, 972 nucleotides long. RefSeq lists its product as uncharacterized. NCBI's taxonomy places the organism in Eukaryota, Viridiplantae, Chlorophyta, Mamiellophyceae, Mamiellales, Mamiellaceae. Gene Ontology annotation, molecular function: heme transmembrane transporter activity; heme binding. Gene Ontology annotation, biological process: cytochrome complex assembly; heme transport. The record is from RefSeq and is a predicted model, not a curated record. The annotation marks the transcript as partial. The transcript has 2 exons. Gene Ontology annotation, cellular component: membrane.